Trichomycterus rosablanca is the source of this 2167-nucleotide messenger RNA. It is a transcript of the gene fancc, whose product is annotated as FA complementation group C. Gene Ontology annotation, cellular component: Fanconi anaemia nuclear complex. NCBI's taxonomy places the organism in Eukaryota, Metazoa, Chordata, Actinopteri, Siluriformes, Trichomycteridae. Gene Ontology annotation, biological process: nucleotide-excision repair; interstrand cross-link repair; cellular response to oxidative stress. Bases 66 to 1742 code for a protein of 558 amino acids. The transcript has 15 exons. The record is from RefSeq and is a predicted model, not a curated record.
AGUUUAGAACGUCGUUUCAGUCGAGAGAGUAAACAAAGCUGUGCUGCACUAACAGUCUCCAUGCCAUGGCUGCGCUCUCGGAACCCGAGGUGAAGUUUUGGAUGGAUAAGGCAGUGCAGUGGGGGCAGGCUACAUCACCAUCUGCCCAACAGGACACCUGCAAACAUUUCCAUUCUCUAAGAAGCUUCCUUGAGCAGCUCCUACACAUUAUACAGACAAAGAGCUCCACCACCGAGGCCAUGAAGAGCCUUCCCUUUGUGGGCCAAUUACUGGGAAGACUUUGUUGGAACCCAUAUGUUACUGCAGAUGGAGAGAGCCGUGGGCUUUUGUUGCAGUGUGUGUCGUGUUUAUAUAGUGCAGAACCCCAGACUGCUGUGGAGCACAGGGCAAAUGAAUGGAUACGGAAUUUGCUGUGCCACUUAACGUCAGAGGAGCAGAACAGUGUAGGACAUGCUCUGGUGAAACACAUUGGCUCUAAACCUCAACAGUAUUAUUCAGAGACUUUUAAAAAGAUGGUGGCAUUAUUGACAAAGGAGGUCAGUGGGGCUUUUAUGCCUGUAGCACCACAUUUGGAAAGGUGUUCCUGUGACCAUAUCCGUACAGUAUCAGUAACCUGUGUCCCCUUGGUCACAUGUCCUGAGGCAGCCCCUCUGAUUGGUGCGCUGCUGAAGCGCCGUGCUUCGUGUUGCUGUUCUCAUCUCAGUGAAGAGUUCAUAGAGGUGGUUAACACAGCUUGGCUCAGUAAGAAGCUGGUGUUGGACGAUGUAGUGGUCACAGCUCUGUGGUGUCACAGCCUGUCCAGCUUGGAGGCAGCAGUGCUGAGCUUGCUGGAGAGUGUUCUCUCCGAGUCAAGAACUGUAAUACACAAUCUGGAGAAGGUUGUUUCUGACUCAUUACUCCCUAAAGCUUCAGCCCUGCACUGCCACGUCUUUCUAGUAGUGAAUGAUGUUUUUAGGCGGGCGUUGAGAGCAAUGGAAGGAAAUUUUGCUUUGAGAGCUCUUAUUCAAGUUUUUACCAGAUGCUUUCUUCAGGCCUACGCUGCCCAGAGCCCACAGGAAUGCUUACCACUGAGAGCUUACCUUCCUCAUGCACCCCACAACCUGCUUACACCCUUACUCACACUAUCCUCAGAUGUGCCACAACAAGCAUGGCUGGAGCACGUAAGCUGGAUUGGGACGUUACUUCAGAAACUCCCACUGGUAAAAAACCAAGAGCAGGAGCACGUAAAGGGGAUGGAAGUGGACAGUCUGAGGCAGAGCAGGGCUGUGUUCGAGGCCUGGUUCUUGCUUGUUCAGUGCGGACACUGGGUGGACGUAGUUGCCGAGCUACUGGUUUUAUUAGGGUCUGAGGAAUCCGAGCGUCUGCUCUUUCUCCUGACGUUUUACCACAAUCCAACCAACAGAGGGCACCAGAGCACCCAGCCUAAUAUGGUGGCAAGACAGGCAUGGAGUGAUUUAAGGAACCUCUUCCUUCCCCACACUGUCUCAAAUGAAGAACCUGUUAAAGACCUUCUUUCUUCCAUUCAUUCAGCAAAUCUGGUUCUUCAUCUUCUGCUCAACUUUGCUGUGUUUUCUCAAGCAUCAACCAGCAGUGUAACACAAGUCAUACCAAAGAUGCUGAUUAAAGCUGGUCUGAAGAGCAAGGCAGUGUGGCUGCUGCACUCUAUGCAGCAGAGACUAAACGGAGACACUGCACUGACUGCCACGCUCAGGAUGCUUGAGAACGGACUCAACACAGCGUAAUGCUUCGGGCUGCGCAUGAAUACUGGAACAUGCCCAAACGCAGGCGAGUGGUAAGCUGUUUAUUAGGACAAGGAUUCCUGGCGUGGUUCAGUUCCACACUGGCUUGUUGGAAAUGACAUUUAUAUGCAGAGCACAGCUGCUGGUUUUAUUUUGAAAGCUGAGGACAAUAUGUCAUGAUAAAUCAGGCCAAAUAAAAAAAAAAACCCACACGUCUAUAGCACACUAGUUACACACAGCCUCGAGAAAAGGAGUAGAGCCGGAGGUGAAAUCAUUUCAUGUGAAUUAUUUAUGUAUGAAGACAGAUGUAGAGUUACAGUUGUUGUACACUACAUGACCGAAGGUUUGUGGACAUCUCUUCUGGUUAUUAAAUUAAUGUGUAACACAUAUUACUGAACUAAUAUAAUAAAUAAUAUGCCUCCAACUAA